AUGCAGAAGUCAGAAAUAACUGCUAAAAGAACUCGCACUGCUAUCAGUGUUAAAUUAAAAAAAGAAAUUUGUGAAUAUAUGAUGGCUCACCGAAAUGUUAAACAUGCUGAUGUUGCCUCUUUCUUUAAUAAUAAAUACAAAGAACUAAAUAUUGAUAUUGAUAGAACAAGUAUUUCCAAAAUAUUUAAAGAUAAAGAUAAAUGGUUGAAUUUAGUUUCUGAUAUGAUUGGAGUGGACAAAUUUCGUCAGCAUUCAACAAGAUUUCCUGAAUUUGUUAAAGCAAUGCAAAUAUGGACCGCACAAAUGGUUUCUGCUGGAAUGCCUUUAAGUGAUUUAAUUUUACAAAGAAAGGGGGAGGAAUUCGCAAGAGGAUUAAAUAUUGAAAACCAAAUAAAAUGUGCAAAUGAACGUUCAAAAUUGCAAUUUAUUUUAAGUCAAUAUAAUGAAGAAGAUAUCUAUAAUGCUGAUGAAACAGGAAUUUUCUUUAGGAUGCAACCCAACCAAACAUUAAGUACUGGCCCAAUUUCAGGAUAUAAAAAAUGGCUCAAUUAUCAUGAUAGAUUUUUUUGUGCAAUGGACAGAAAGGUUGUUCUUCUAAUUGAUAAUGCUGGGUCACAUUUUAAUCCAAAGCAACUUGAACAAUCUAAUGAAAACUCUACCAUUGUCAAUGAUCACAAUGAAGAAAUUAUAAUUAUCAAUGAAGAAUCAAGUUCAUGUUCUGAUAAUGAAGAACCAAUUGCAGAAUCAUCUCAUUUUGAUCAAAAUGUACCAACUAAAGAAUACCUUAAUGAUGAAGAAAUUAUAAGUCUUGUCCAAUUUGAAAAAAUGGACGAAAAUGGUAAUGAUUCAUCAUCAGAUGAAGAAAUACCUUUGAUACCAGUAAAAAAUGCAAUUAAUGGUUUAGAAACAUUUAUUAAUUUUUUUGAGCAACAGAAAAACAAUGAAAAAUUUAAAAUUGAUGAUUUGCACAUUUUUUAG
Molecule: messenger RNA, 978 nt
Organism: Entrophospora sp. SA101
Lineage: Eukaryota; Fungi; Glomeromycota; Glomeromycetes; Entrophosporales; Entrophosporaceae
Source: the annotation of a GenBank genome assembly